AUGGAAAACGUGGAAACUUUAUCAUAUGAAACAAGCAACUCAUUUUGGACAAAUAAGUUUCUGUCCAUGAUGUUUAUUGUUUGCAAAUUGUUCUCCAUCAUCCUGUUUCUUUUCCUUCUUUCAAGACGAAAUAAAAGCACUCUUGGUUUUCUAGCUUACAUUUCUGCAUUAGCAAUUGAUUUCUUAAACACAAAAAAUGUUGGUGGACCUCAAUUAAUCGGAUUAGGAUGGUAUAUCGAAACAGAUUUUGAAUCUGGAUCACUUAUUCAAUCUCUAUCAAAACCUCCACCAUUCGUCCCAAAUCCUACAGAUUCCAAUUUGUUUUGGCUUGUUUCCAUUCUUUCUUUUGCAAUUUGGAUAGUUAAUGCUCUUUUAGCUGUUGGACUCGGAUCAUUUUUCCAUUUCUUCCUUGCAGUAAUUGGUAUAAUAACUGAUGCAUUGAAUUUAUUCUUAUUCAUUCACGCACAUAAUUUAUUACGAGUCGAGAAUAUGAAAUUAGUCAGAUCUGCGCUUGAAUCUGAGUUAGAACCACUAAACUUAGCAGAUCAUAAUAAAAAUCCAAAUCAAAAGCAAGAAAAAUAA
Messenger RNA from Trichomonas vaginalis G3, 582 nucleotides. RefSeq lists its product as uncharacterized. Gene Ontology annotation, biological process: vesicle-mediated transport; protein secretion. NCBI's taxonomy places the organism in Eukaryota, Parabasalia, Trichomonadida, Trichomonadidae. The record is from RefSeq and is a predicted model, not a curated record. Bases 1 to 582 code for a protein of 193 amino acids. The transcript has a single exon. Gene Ontology annotation, cellular component: Golgi membrane.